AUGACAAACUUGCUCCCACUAAUCGUCUAUGUGUUAUUGUUCUUUCUUGUCUCAGUUUCAUCCCAACAUGACCAGCUUCUGUAUGCUGGAUUCAAGGAUAUGGAAAGUAACAACUUAACCUUGAAUGGUAUAGCAGAAAUAGAGCAAAAUGGAAUACUGAAACUCACAAAUGAGACUAGUAGAUUAAUGGGUCAUGCUUUUUAUCCAACCCCUUUUCAGUUCAAGAAAUCAAGUGAUGGUAAAGUUUUCUCCUUUUCUUCCUUAUUUGCUCUUGCUAUUGUCCCUGAGUAUCCUAAGCUUGGUGGGCAUGGCCUUGCUUUUACCAUUGCAACUUCCAAGGAUCUCAAUGCUCUUCCAAGCCAGUAUCUUGGUCUCCUUAACUCAACUAGCAUUGGAAACUUCUCCAACCACCUUUUUGCUGUUGAGUUUGACACUGUUCAAGACUUUGAGUUUGGGGAUAUCAAUGACAACCAUGUUGGAAUUGACAUCAACAACUUGAAGUCCAAUGCUUCUGCCACUGCUGGUUACUACACUGAGGAUUCAACAAAACAAGAUCUCAAUCUCAAAAGUGGGAAACCAAUUCUAGCUUGGGUUGAUUAUGAUUCUGCUGUUAAUAUUAUCAGUGUCACACUUUCUGCAUCCUCUUCCAAACCCAAAAAACCAAUCUUGUCGUACUCUGUAGAUCUCUCACCAAUCCUUGAGGAAUCUAUGUAUGUUGGAUUCUCUGCUUCAACAGGGUUGCUUGCUAGCUCCCAUUACAUCUUGGGUUGGAGCUUCAAGAUCAAUGGGCCAGCACCACCCCUUGAUCUCUCUUCUCUCCCACAGCUUCCGGGGCCAAAGAAGAAGCACACAUCUAUGAUAAUUGGGGUUUCAGUUUUUGUAGUUGUUCUUGUACUGUCUGCUAUAUUAAUUGGCAUUUACAUGUAUAGAAAAAUCAAGAAUGCUGAUGUUGUAGAAGCUUGGGAGUUUGAGGUUGGUCCACACAGGUACUCCUACCAAGAGCUCAAGAAAGCCACAAAAGGUUUCAAGGACAAGGAGCUACUUGGGCAAGGUGGUUUUGGUAAAGUUUACAAAGGAACAUUGCCAAGUUCCAAGACCCAAAUAGCUGUAAAGAGGGUUUCACAUGAAUCAAAACAAGGCCUGCGAGAAUUUGUUUCAGAAAUAGCCAGCAUAGGCCGGCUUCGCCACCGGAAUUUGGCUCAGUUGCUAGGGUGGUGUCGCUGUGGCGGUGACCUCCUCCUUGUGUAUGAUUUCAUGGCUAAUGGGAGCUUAGACAAGUACUUGUUUGAUGAGCCAGAAAUCAUUCUAAGUUGGGGGCAGAGGUUCAAGAUCAUAAAGGAUGUUGCUUCAGCUCUUUUGUAUCUGCAUGAAGGCUAUGAGCAGGUGGUUAUACACAGAGAUGUGAAGGCUAGCAAUGUGCUGCUAGAUAGUGAACUCAAUGGAAGACUAGGAGAUUUUGGGUUAGCAAGAUUGUAUGAACAUGGGGCUAACCCAAGUACCACAAGAGUGGUGGGUACCUUAGGCUAUUUGGCACCUGAGUUUUCUAGAACAGGGAAGGCCACUCCUAGCACAGAUGUUUUUGCAUUUGGUGCGCUUUUACUUGAGGUGGCAUGUGGGCUCAGACCUGUUGAGCCAAAGGCAUUACCAGAAGAGAUGGUUUUGGUAGAUUUUGUGUGGAAUAGAUACAAAGAAGGAAGAAUACUUGAUUUGGUGGACCCAAAACUAAAUGGUGAUUUUGAUGAAAGAGAGGUUCUCAUGGUGUUGAAAUUGGGGCUUAUAUGUUCAAAUGGUGCACCCAAUGCUAGGCCUACCAUGAGGCAGGUGGUGAGGUUUUUGGAUGGAGAAGAUGGUUUGCCAAAUGAGUUGAGAAAACCAAGAGAGAUAGGUCACCAGGAAGGUUUUGAUGAAUUCUUGCACUCACUUGAAUCUUCUUUGUCUGAUAACAUGAGCACAAAUUCCUAUAAUAGAAAUAGAGAAACAGAUGCUAGUUUUCCUUCUUUUGCUAAUUCACCUCUUUUUUCUCUCCAUGGUAGAGGGGAAACAAGGUGAUUGAUUAUCUACAUUGUACUUGGAGUUAUACUUUUCUCUUGGUACAAAGAAAUUUGUUUAUUUUAUCAUCCCAUGAUGUCUGAUAAUUGUAGAGAGGAAGUUCUGGUCAUGAUGAAUUAAAUCCCAAAA
Messenger RNA from Gastrolobium bilobum, 2178 nucleotides. RefSeq names its product L-type lectin-domain containing receptor kinase S.4-like. NCBI's taxonomy places the organism in Eukaryota, Viridiplantae, Streptophyta, Magnoliopsida, Fabales, Fabaceae. The transcript has a single exon. Bases 1 to 2049 code for a protein of 682 amino acids. Gene Ontology annotation, cellular component: plasma membrane. Gene Ontology annotation, biological process: protein phosphorylation. Gene Ontology annotation, molecular function: carbohydrate binding; ATP binding; protein kinase activity. The record is from RefSeq and is a predicted model, not a curated record.